AUGAGUAAAACAAACAAUUAAUCUUCGAAAACCUUUAAAUUAUUUAGUAACAAUAAUCAUAAAGCAAAACUUGAUACAACAACUUCUUCUAACAAUACUAUAAGUAUAGUUAAAAAGGAAAGCAAAUAAUAUGGGAAUUAAUAUUCAUAAUUAUAAUCAGCACGACCAAGAACAUAAUCCAUUUAGAAAAAGGAAAGUAUUAGUAAAGAAAAAUUGUAGCCUUAAAAACAGUAUGAAUAAUAGAUUUAAUAAUUAGUUUAGACCCUAAAAAGAGAUUAGUGACAAAUCCUAAUUCAAGUGCUGAAAGAGCUGUAAAUAAAUAACGAACUCUUUCUACUUCAAAUAGAACAUCUACUUUGAGUCCAUAAUCAAGAAUUAAACCUUUAGCUACUAAAAAUAGCGCACAAUUGUAGUAAUCAUAAGUGAAUAAUUCAAAUUAAUAACCUACUCCAAGAUCUGUGAAAAAAAUAAUAUUCAAUUCAUCAAAUACUAAAGAUGCUAAAAAUAAUAGUAAUAUAAUUAGCAAAAUGAAACCUAAUUAUGAAAAAGGCAAGACAUUACCAUUUAAAAAAGAGAGUCCUGCUAUAAAAUUGCAUAAAUAAGAUACGAAUACUAUAUCAUCUUAAUCUAUUUAAACUAGAUCUUCUAAGCAAAGUCUAAGUGUUCAUAAAUCAAUCACUAUUAAUAAGAUGGAUGAUUUAUUCUAAAGAUCUAAAACUCCUUCAAAUGUAAACAAACAAAAUAAUCCUCUUUAUGUAAUCUUGUUUUUGUUAUUUAGUGUUUAGUUAGACCAUUGUUUAAGGAUGCAAAGUAUUAUUAAACCUCACUAAUUCAUUUUCAUUAUGAAUAAGUAAAAAAUAAACAUUCACCUUAUAAAAUUCAUUUUGAAUUAGAAUAUCAAACUAAUUAAUUAAAAGAUUAUUUUAAUGAAUUGUUUUGUGAGCAUUUUUAAUAAUCAUUCACUUGUUUACAAUAUUGUAAAAGAUUGAAUUAGACCUUGAAAUAAAAUAAUAAAAUUUAAUAUUUACCUCCCUUAGUAAAUCAUACAAGAACUUUAGUAUUUGAUUUAGAUGAGACUCUCUUGCAUUGUAAUGAAAAUGUUAAUGAUCCAACUGAUUAUGUAAUAAUGGUCAAAAUGCCUAAUGAAGGUAUGGUUGAGGUAAUUAUUUAAGUUAAUUCUAGACUAAAAUUAAUAUCAGACCAUAUUGUUAAUAAAUGUUGAAAAUAUUAGCUAAUCACUAUGAACUUAUAUUAUUUACAGCAGGUUAUCAAUAUUAUGCUGACAAAGCAGUUGAUUUGAUCGAUCCUGAUAGAAAAUUAUUUUAGUAUAGAUUUUAUAGAGAGAGCUGUUUAGAAAUAGAGGAAGGCCUAUUUAUUAAAGAUUUAAGAGUUAUUGGAAAUCGUUAAAUUGAGGUAAAUUAUUAUCCAUAAUUUUUCUUAGAAUAUGUUAUUAAUCGAUAAUGCUCCUUAUUCAUACUGUUAUCAAAUCGAUAAUGGAAUACCUAUCAUUCCAUUUUAUGAUAAUAAAUAUGAUAAGGAAUUAGUGUUUUUAACUGAUUAUUUACUAAACUUACAAAAAUGUAAUUAGUGGACAUAUGCAAAUAAAGUACAUUUUAGAACAUACUUCUAUUAAUAAUGCUUUACUGUAGAAGAAUGCUUAAGAGAAAUGUUUAAAGCUCAUGAUACAUUAACAUAUUGA
This is a messenger RNA of Paramecium sonneborni, 1699 nucleotides long. The record is from the annotation of a GenBank genome assembly. Lineage: Eukaryota; Ciliophora; Oligohymenophorea; Peniculida; Parameciidae.